Molecule: messenger RNA, 6037 nt
Organism: Aricia agestis (brown argus)
Lineage: Eukaryota; Metazoa; Arthropoda; Insecta; Lepidoptera; Lycaenidae
Gene: RpII215
Product: DNA-directed RNA polymerase II subunit RPB1
Exons: 7
Coding region: 42-5744 (1900 amino acids)
Biological process (GO): transcription by RNA polymerase II
Cellular component (GO): RNA polymerase II, core complex
Molecular function (GO): DNA binding
Source: RefSeq, a predicted model, not a curated record
GUAGAAAUGCGAGCUUUCAAACGCAACAUUGGUCGUCCAAAAUGGCGACCACGAGUGAUUCGAAGGCGCCCUUGCGCCAAGUUAAAAGAGUACAGUUUGGAAUAUUAUCUCCAGAUGAAAUUCGUCGAAUGUCAGUCACGGAAGGGGGCAUACGCUUCCCGGAAACUAUGGAAGGAGGCAGACCUAAACUUGGGGGUCUUAUGGAUCCUCGACAAGGGGUGAUAGACAGAACAUCCAGAUGCCAGACAUGUGCAGGAAACAUGACUGAAUGCCCAGGUCACUUCGGCCACAUUGACCUGGCCAAACCAGUGUUUCACAUAGGAUUUAUCACAAAGACAAUCAAGAUUUUGAGAUGCGUUUGCUUCUAUUGUUCCAAGCUACUUGUUAGCCCGACAAAUCCAAAAAUAAAAGAAGUAAUCAUGAAAUCAAAAGGUCAGCCUCGUAAAAGGUUGACCUUUGUGUAUGAUUUAUGUAAAGGGAAAAACAUAUGCGAGGGUGGAGAAGAUAUGGAUAUAGGUAAAGAAGGUGAAGAGGGUAAAAGGGGAUCAGGCCAUGGUGGUUGUGGUCACUAUCAGCCAUCUAUCAGACGUCAGGGCCUGGACUUGACUGCAGAAUGGAAGCAUCCAAAUGAAGACACACAGGAUAAGAAAAUUAUUAUAACAGCAGAAAGAGUUUGGGAAAUAUUAAAACAUAUCACAGAUGAAGAAUCGUUCAUCUUGGGAAUGGAUCCAAAGUUUGCAAGACCUGACUGGAUGAUUGUUACUGUACUUCCUGUGCCACCACUGGCUGUUAGGCCAGCGGUAGUCAUGUUUGGGUCGGCAAAGAAUCAAGACGAUUUAACACAUAAGCUAGCUGAUAUCAUCAAAGCUAAUAAUGACCUGAUGAGGAAUGAGCAGUCUGGAGCUGCAGCACAUGUACUUACAGAAAACAUAAGAAUGCUACAGUUCCACGUCGCCACAUUUGUGGACAAUGACAUGCCUGGUAUGCCCAAGGCUAUGCAGAAGUCUGGUAAGCCUCUCAAAGCUAUCAAAGCUCGAUUAAAAGGCAAAGAAGGUAGGAUUAGAGGAAAUCUUAUGGGAAAACGUGUUGACUUUUCUGCUAGGACCGUCAUUACUCCUGAUCCAAAUUUGAGGAUUGAUCAAGUAGGCGUACCUCGAUCAAUUGCUCAAAAUUUAACAUUCCCUGAACUUGUUACUCCAUUUAAUAUUGACAGAAUGCAAGAACUAGUCAGGCGUGGUAAUGCCCAGUACCCUGGUGCCAAAUAUAUUGUUCGUGACAAUGGAGAAAGAAUUGACUUGAGAUUUCACCCGAAACCAUCUGAUUUACAUUUACAAUUUGGAUAUAAGGUGGAAAGGCAUUUAAGAGAUGAUGACUUAGUUAUAUUUAACAGACAGCCCACACUACAUAAAAUGAGUAUGAUGGGCCACAGAGUUAAAGUUCUUCCGUGGUCCACAUUCCGUAUGAACUUGAGUUGCACAUCACCUUACAAUGCUGAUUUUGAUGGAGAUGAAAUGAAUUUGCAUGUUCCACAAUCUAUGGAAACUCGUGCAGAAGUAGAAAAUAUACAUAUUACACCCCGACAAAUUAUUACACCACAAGCGAACAAACCUGUUAUGGGUAUUGUGCAAGAUACACUUACAGCCGUGAGAAAGAUGACAAAAAGAGAUGUUUUUCUGACCAAAGAGCAAGUCAUGAACCUUCUCAUGUUCUUACCAACAUGGGAUGGAAAGAUCCCUCAACCAUGUAUUCUAAAACCUCAACCCUUGUGGACAGGAAAACAGAUAUUUACUUUGAUCAUUCCUGGCAAUGUGAACAUGGUCCGAACACAUUCUACUCAUCCUGAUGAGGAGGAUGAUGGUCCAUACCGAUGGAUAUCACCGGGAGACACCAAAGUAGUGGUAGAGCAUGGUGAACUCCUUAUGGGUAUUCUAUGUAAAAAAUCUCUUGGUGCAUCUGCUGGUUCCCUGCUGCAUAUUUGCAUGUUGGAGCUGGGUCAUGAAACCGCUGGAAGAUUUUAUGGUAACAUUCAGACAGUAAUCAAUAACUGGCUUCUGUUGGAGGGUCACUCUAUUGGUAUUGGUGAUACCAUUGCCGAUCCUCAGACUUAUCAAGAAAUUCAGAGAGCCAUUGUUAAAGCCAAAGAUGAUGUAAUAGAGGUUAUUCAGAAAGCCCACAACAUGGAACUGGAGCCUACACCCGGUAACACUCUCAGGCAGACCUUCGAAAAUCAAGUGAAUCGUAUUUUGAACGACGCCCGUGACAAAACCGGUGGUUCUGCUAAGAAAUCUCUAACUGAAUACAACAACUUAAAGGCUAUGGUGGUCGCCGGAUCGAAAGGUUCCAACAUUAACAUCUCUCAGGUUAUUGCUUGUGUGGGUCAACAGAACGUCGAAGGUAAACGUAUUCCAUUCGGAUUCCGUAAAAGAACACUGCCGCAUUUCAUUAAAGACGAUUACGGUCCUGAGUCGAGAGGAUUCGUAGAAAAUUCGUAUCUCGCCGGUCUGACACCCUCCGAGUUCUAUUUCCACGCUAUGGGAGGAAGAGAAGGUCUCAUCGAUACCGCCGUCAAAACUGCCGAGACUGGUUAUAUUCAGCGUCGUCUCAUAAAGGCUAUGGAGUCUGUCAUGGUUCACUACGACGGUACAGUGAGGAAUUCAGUAGGUCAGCUCAUUCAGCUGAGAUAUGGAGAGGAUGGUCUGGCUGGCGAAACAGUAGAAUUCCAGAACUUACCGACAGUUAAACUGUCUAACAAAGCAUUCGAAAAGAAAUUCAAGUUCGACCCUACAAACGAAAGAUAUCUCAAGAGGAUAUUCAAUGAGGAUAUUAUUAAAGAACUCACAGAAUCCGGCUACGUCAUUGCCGAUCUGGAAAGCGAGUGGGAGCAGCUUUCUAAAGACCGAGAAAUUCUUCGGCAGAUCUUCCCGAGUGGAGAGUCUAAAGUUGUAUUGCCAUGCAACUUCAAGAGAAUGAUAUGGAAUGUGCAGAAGAUUUUCCAUAUCAACAAGAGGUUACCCACUGAUUUGAGUCCAAUUAAAGUAAUUCAAGGCGUAAAAGACCUUCUCAAGAAGUGCGUUAUUGUAGCGGGCGAAGAUCGUUUGUCCAAACAGGCCAACGAAAACGCCACACUGCUUUUCCAAUGCCUGGUGAGAUCGACUCUCUGCACAAAGUUCGUGUCGGAGGACUAUAGACUAUCGACUGAGGCGUUCGAGUGGUUGAUUGGAGAAAUCGAAACUCGUUUCCAACAGGCUCAAGUAAAUCCUGGCGAGAUGGUCGGCGCUUUGGCCGCGCAGUCUCUCGGCGAACCCGCCACUCAGAUGACACUGAACACUUUCCACUUUGCCGGUGUAUCAUCCAAGAACGUAACCCUCGGUGUGCCCAGACUUAAGGAAAUUAUUAACAUCUCAAAGAAACCUAAAGCUCCGUCUCUAACCGUUUUCCUUACGGGCGGUGCUGCGAGAGACGCGGAAAAGGCUAAGAACGUUCUCUGUAGACUGGAACACACAACAUUACGUAAAGUAACCGCCAACACGGCCAUUUACUACGAUCCCGACCCGCAAAAUACUGUCAUCGCCGAAGAUCAGGAAUUCGUCAACGUUUACUACGAAAUGCCCGACUUCGAUCCUACCAAGAUUUCGCCUUGGCUUCUGCGUAUCGAAUUAGAUCGUAAGAGAAUGACGGACAAAAAAUUAACUAUGGAGCAGAUCGCCGAAAAGAUAAACGCCGGUUUCGGAGACGAUUUGAAUUGUAUUUUCAACGACGACAAUGCUGAAAAACUGGUCCUACGUAUUAGGAUAAUGAACAACGAGGAGAGCAAAUUCCAAGACAACGACGAGGAAACUGUAGACAAAAUGGAGGACGACAUGUUCCUCAGAUGUAUCGAGGCGAAUAUGCUCUCGGACAUGACACUACAAGGUAUCGAAGCUAUCGCCAAAGUGUACAUGCACUUGCCACAAACGGAAGCCAAGAAACGUAUCACCAUAACAGAGCAAGGAGAAUUCAAGGCUAUUGCUGAAUGGCUGCUCGAAACAGACGGUACCUCUCUCAUGAAAGUCCUCUCGGAGCGUGACGUAGAUCCAGUGCGAACAUUCAGUAACGAUAUCUGUGAGAUAUUCCAAGUACUCGGUAUAGAAGCUGUACGUAAAUCAGUGGAGAAGGAAAUGAAUGCCGUGUUGCAGUUCUACGGUCUGUACGUGAACUAUCGCCAUCUUGCGUUGCUUUGUGACGUCAUGACUGCCAAAGGCCAUCUCAUGGCUAUCACUCGUCACGGCAUCAACAGACAGGACACCGGAGCCCUCAUGAGAUGCUCCUUCGAGGAAACCGUGGAUGUGUUGCUCGAUGCUGCGAGUCACGCAGAGGUGGAUCCGAUGAGGGGAGUGUCGGAAAAUAUUAUUAUGGGCCAACUACCAAGAAUGGGAACAGGUUGCUUCGAUUUGUUGUUGGAUGCUGAGAAAUGUAAACACGGUAUGGAAAUGGGCGGCCUCGGCGUUGGAAUGGGCGUCGCCGGUGGAAUGUACUUCGGAGUUGGCACCCCAUCUAUGACACCACAGAUGACACCAUGGUCUAUUCAAAACACUCCUGGAUAUGGAAGCAGUGUCUGGUCACCUGGUCAAGUUGGAAGCAGUAUGACUCCGGGACCAUCGUUCUCGCCGUCCGGUGCCUCAGACGCGUCGGGAAUGUCUCCAGCCUACAGUAGCGCCUGGUCACCCCAGCCCGGUUCCCCCGGCUCCCCUGGCGCCCCCCUGUCUCCUUACGCGUCUCCCCACGCCGGAGCUUCCCCGUCCUACUCGCCAACGAGUCCCGUGUACUCCGCGGCGUCGCCGAGCAUAACGCCAACGUCGCCGCACUACUCGCCGACGAGCCCGUCCUACUCACCCAACUACUCGCCCACUUCCCCCAUAUACUCGCCGUCAUCCCCCAGCUACUCGCCGACCUCGCCGGGUUACUCCCCGACGUCGCCCACGUUCACUCCCACUUCGCCCAGCUACUCCCCGACGUCGCCGAGCUACUCGCCGACGAGUCCCGCCUACUCGCCCACGUCGCCCAGCUACCCGACUGCGUCCCCGACCUAUUCGUCCACGAGUCCAACUUACUCCCCAACGAGUCCGUCGUACUCGCCCACAAGCUCGGCUUACUCACCGACUUCGCUGUCGUACUCGCCGUCGUCGCCCAGCUACUCGCCGACCGGGCCGGGCGCCGGCGGCUACAGCCCGACCUCCCACAACUACUCCCCGUCGUCGCCCAACUACACGCCGACCGCUCGAGCGUACUCCCCGACGAGUCCGUCAUACUCUCCCGCGUCGCCGGCCUCCCCCGCUUACUCGCCGACGUCCCCCAGCUACUCGCCGUCGCCUAAAUAUUCGCCGACAUCACCCAACUACUCUCCGACGUCUCCGUCUCUAUCGGGUAGUCCGAUGUCGCCCACAAAUCCGCAGUACUCGCCGACGAGUCCGCAGUACUCGCCCUCGAGCACGGCGUACUCGCCGUCCUCACCCCAGCACCCAGGAAGCAAUCGCUACUCGCCGUCGACGAACUAUUCCCCCUCGUCUCUCAACUACUCGCCCUCGUCGCCUCGCUACUCGCCGUCGUCGACGCAGUACUCCCCGGCGACGUACACGCCCACUUCCCCCAACUACUCUCCCACUUCCCCGGCCUUCUCGCCCUCGUCCGGCGGACCGACGCCCUAUUCCCCGACCUCACCCAACUAUUCGCCCACUUCACCCACGUACGAGGAUGGGGACGAUUAAACGAGUAUCUUUAAUUUAUAUUACUAUCGUCUUUAAAAUAGAAAUUUAUAAGCUAUCCAAAAAUCUUGAAAAAAAUAUUUAACUUACGUGACUGUAAUAUUUUUAUAUAGCAUUUAAUUUUUUAGGUUAAAUACAUUUUCUAUGGAGAAGACACGAUAAAAAUAUAACUUCUUAUAUAAUAUAGUCUUUUUACCCAAUAUCUCAAACGAUUUAGGAAGUUGGAACCAACCAAAAAGUAAAAAUUAAAUUUUCGUGAUUCAUAUUCUUUUAAAGCAUUUGAUAAGAAUAUAAUA